This is a messenger RNA of Hemibagrus wyckioides, 2099 nucleotides long. It is a transcript of the gene fam53b, whose product is annotated as family with sequence similarity 53 member B. Gene Ontology annotation, cellular component: nucleus. The record is from RefSeq and is a predicted model, not a curated record. The coding region runs from base 360 to 1370 and encodes 336 amino acids. The transcript is spliced from 5 exons. NCBI's taxonomy places the organism in Eukaryota, Metazoa, Chordata, Actinopteri, Siluriformes, Bagridae. Gene Ontology annotation, biological process: positive regulation of canonical Wnt signaling pathway; protein import into nucleus.
UGUGUGUGUGUGUGCGCGUUUAGUAGGAAACAUGCAGCAGUAAGGAAACAGUGUGUGUGUUUGUGUGAAUGUGUGUGUGUGCGCGCGUGUGUGUGUGUGUGUGUGAGAGAGUGUGUGUGAGGCUGGGUUUUUUUCCUCCUUUGUAACUUUUUUAGCAUAGUAUGCAGGUUGACUUUUUGGAUGGUGUUCCUCCGUUAAGAUCAGCUUUGAAAAGAUGUUUGGGUCAAGAGGGCUCCUCGAGAAGAACAUUCCAGAAGUAACAGGGGGCCAGAUGGAAGCUUAAGCCAAUCAUCUACUGCCAUGCGUGUCAAGAUGGACGCUCGUAGAUUUUCCACUCGUUGAAAUGGGCUUUCGCAAAAAUGUGUGUGGCCAUGGUGAUCAUUCACACUAAAACACUGGAAAAGAAGGGUGUCGAUGAUGUAACCUCCAAAGAGUCGACCUUGGACUUGCGUGAGCCGUCGACCAUGAGCCAAGGAACCACCCUCUUCUCCUGCGGAAUCAUGGACUUGGUUAGCGUUGGCCAGUGUCCUGUGGGUUCAAGUCUGGAGAGUUUGUGGGACUCGGGUGCUAGCAGCACCAGCGCCAUCAGUGGCCUCCUGCGGGACCUGAGCUUGAGCGAAGCUCCUUCUCCCAGCAAGCGCCAGUGCCGCUCCCGGUCCUGCUCGGACGAGCUGAGCUGGCGUUCUCCGUGGCGUCCGCAGGCCUCGCGUCUAUGGACGGCCAUUGAAAAACGACGCUGCCACAGCGGGGGUGCCAUUCAACCCUCGUCCUCGUCUUCGUCCUCUUCCAUCUUCUCCAGCAUGCAGCGAAGCUCCAGUUUCAGCUUCCCCACCCGCUCCAACCUUCCAGAGACGCCCUUUCCUCAAUCCUUCACAGCCAUGACUUUCGACCCGCCCCGCCCGUUCUGCUAUUCUCACGACAGGAUUUGCCUAGCUAAGAUUGACGUCCCCCCAGAGGCCGGUUCUCCAGACUCCGCCUCCGAGGCGGGAGGACUCGCACGGAGCCAGUCGCAGCCUUGCGUUCUAAACGACCAGAAAGUUGGGAUGAAGCGCCGCCGACCGGAUGAACCCCACAAACAGAGGCCUUCGCUCGAUUUGGCUAAGAUGACUCAGAAACAGAAUUUCCAGAGCCUUAGUUGCCCACGUUUUAACAACGAGGACUACUGUCAAUCAAGCCAGACCCCGCCCUCUUUCGGCAGCCCCGUCCACCAGGGCGAGACGGCGCAUCCCCUCAGCCCUAAAGAUGACGACUCUGCGGUCAUCGACGAAACGGACGCUAAGGAGCGAGAGCCUCCGUGGGUGGAGCUAUGCGGGUUAAGGAGGGACGUGUUGGGCGGGGAACUCGACAUCGAGCAAAUCGAGAGAAAUUGAGACUUUUUGGAGGAUGUUCCUCCACUUCCUGUAGCGAUGGCGCUGUGUGGAGGGAGCUGAAGCAGGGGAUGAAUAGGACUCAGGACAAACGGACGCUCACAAACGCCAUUGUGGGACGUUAGGAUGACUCAGGUUGAAUCUUGGAUUUAAAAAAAACAAACAAAAACAGAGUGGAUUGUGGGAUAUCGGGGUUCUGCUCGCACUCUGUUGCAGAUAUUGUAGCUUCUUUUUCCUUCUACUACUUCUUCUUCUUUUUUAAAGGAAGGAUGUAACGACAGUGUGCGUUCUCCGUUCUCAGAGUCCCACCUGCCUGUCUGUGCUGAAUGAGGAGCUGAACGGGGGAAGGGGGGGGAUAUAAAUCUAUAUUUUUAAGGAUGUAUUCUUUUUUUUUCUCUCUGCUCCGUUUAUCUGAAAGUACACGGCAUCAGGAAGAAGGACGGAACCGGAAAAAGGAUCCAAGAGCCGUAAAAAAAAACAAAAAACAAAUGAGGACUUACUGAUGAACCUGCACUGGCAUUGAUGCACACAUUAUAUACACACACACACACACACACACACACCUCACACACACCUCACACACGCACAGUGAAAAGCUUGGAAAGGGUUUCAGGUUUUAAUAACGUUGAAUGAUAAUUUCAAGCUAAUAGAGUUUAAUUCUUUUUACAAAAUGUAACGUAAAAAUGUACUUAUUUCUAUACGAAUAAACAGCGUUUAAAGUGUGUUUGUAAA